AUGGCCAACAUUCUAUACUCGAUGUCACUUACUCAGACGCUGGAUGCCAAGUAUUGCAUCGGAUCCUACGCUAUCCAUCCCGGCGCAGUCACCACAAACAUCAAUCGUCACGCCAAACCGGAGGAGAUUGAGCAGGCACUUAAGAGGGUCAGGGAACUUGGAUUCGAGGCUCCUGCUAAGACACCAGAUCAAAGCGCCAACUCCUCAGUUCUCUCUGCCGUAAAUCCUUAA
Colletotrichum costaricense is the source of this 231-nucleotide messenger RNA. Its product is annotated as short-chain dehydrogenase. NCBI's taxonomy places the organism in Eukaryota, Fungi, Ascomycota, Sordariomycetes, Glomerellales, Glomerellaceae. The record is from RefSeq and is a predicted model, not a curated record. Bases 1 to 231 code for a protein of 76 amino acids. The transcript has a single exon.